Messenger RNA from Pyrenophora tritici-repentis Pt-1C-BFP, 1050 nucleotides. RefSeq lists its product as uncharacterized. NCBI's taxonomy places the organism in Eukaryota, Fungi, Ascomycota, Dothideomycetes, Pleosporales, Pleosporaceae. The record is from RefSeq and is a predicted model, not a curated record.
AUGGUCGCUUUGGAUGUAUCUGAGCGUUGGCGCUCCUGUGCCGUCUCUAUUAUUAGCAGCAGUCGGAAUGCUGAAGAAUUUCGCUUCCCGAGUGUAUGCGAACCUAUAAAGUAUGGCCAGCUUAUCGAAUUCGAACUGCCGGAGCUCAAACCUGGCCCGGAUGAGAUCAGCGUGUUCAGGGUACAUCUACACCGACUCCUCGAACGGCGGCGAAACACCAUGAACCAGAAAUACCUUUACUUUCCGGCGAGGCUGACACAACAGCGCGACCUUCCAGAUGACAUCGCACAGACUCUGAAUGCAUUAGACGUUGAGCAAAUGCACGAGUUACACGGAGUCAUCUUAUCAGUAUCGCGAGAUACCAAUGUGUCGUGGCUUGACCUUAGUCAGGUACACAUCAAUCCGUAUUUUCAUCACCUCUUCGCACGCGAUGGCCGGAUCCAGCAUGUCUUCGGUCGAUGGGAAAUUAAACUUCGCUCGCCAUCGGACAUUCCACUCAUCAAGCGAACACCGAAUACCAAUCUCCUGAUCGAUUUGAUUGGUUCAAUGCACAUAACCUACCCACUAUGCAAGACACUGGGCAUCUAUCACACCGUUAUAGGUACAGAAGUGAUGAUGUCUAGUCCUAGUCAAAACGCUUUUAUAUCGAGGGUUCAUAACGACGACGGCAUUCGUGUCUCUGAGCUGAUCGAUGCUCUAGAGCUCUGUGCUCCUGGUGUGGUAUCUGACUGGAAGCGUGACGUCGGCCGGUUUCAUGACUACUUAGUUGAUGAGUCACUACCCGCUACGCCGACCAUCAUAAUUUGCAUGGACAACUCGCGGAUGCCCGCUGCUAAAUUUGACUACCAUAAGGCAUCGCAAAUCUUCGGGAGUUAUGAGGCCAGAACAAUGGGGUGGGUUCAAAUGGGUUACUCGGCGCAUAUCACGCGUGUCGCCUACCUGGCAGCUCGACCAUUUCACGCAAGCAGGGAAGGCGAAUGGUUACCAAAGGAGCUCUUUGAGCCUAUGAUGACUGAAACUGGUCAUAGCCCGAUAAACUGGGAUACGUAA